Molecule: messenger RNA, 692 nt
Organism: Eriocheir sinensis (Chinese mitten crab)
Lineage: Eukaryota; Metazoa; Arthropoda; Malacostraca; Decapoda; Varunidae
Product: ankyrin-1-like
Exons: 3
Molecular function (GO): protein binding
Source: RefSeq, a predicted model, not a curated record
GAUGGACGGCCCUCCACUGGGCUGCAUUAUUUGGUAAAGCUGAGUGUGUGUCUACCCUCAUCCCGGUCACACCGCCCACCCCCGAGCUGCUGCAGGCCGCCGACGGACACACCCCGGUGCACCUCGCCAGCUUUUAUGGCCACGAGGCUGUGCUGAAGGCCCUGGAGGGGGCUGGCUGGCCUCUUUACGCAAUGGACGGCGAUGGCCUGACACCCCUGCACUGGGCUGUGAAGGCAAGGCGUCUGGACGUGGUCAGGUACCUGCUGGAUAAGGACACGGCGCCCAGUACGGGGGCCGAUGAUGACCUCACGCCGCUGGACUUGGCUAAGAGGAAGGGUAAAGACCUAGCAGCGAGGUGGCUGGCGAGGAGGAGCGGCGCGGUGCACGGGGACGCCGCCCACAGCCUGCUGCCUGUGGUCACGUCCAGUGCCGGGGUGAACGCUGCAGCAGGUGACGACACGCUGCGGCCAGAGGACGUGAGGAAACUGCUUGGCUUCAGGGAAUGGCUGAUAGACUACUUGAACAAGAUACUUGAAGCUCUCAACUUCCUCCAGCAGCUCCCCAUUCAGCCUCACACUCAUUCUGCCACCAUCAGCAUCCCUUACACAUCUCAUAACCUUGCUUUUUCCCGCAUUCACUUUCAACUUUCUUCUUUCACACACUCUGCCAAACUCUGUCACCAGAUUUUGUAG